AUGGGUAAAAAGCUAGAAAUCUAUAUCAAGGACUAUUUCUCAAAGCCUGCCACUUCCCCCGACACACUCAAAGCAUCGGAGAGACGCGGAGCUGGUGCGUGCGCGCCUCUGAGCACAGGCGGGAGCGCCGGGUUCCUGCAUCUCCACCCUCCACAUCUGACCUCAUCCCCCGGCAUCUGGGCGCCGCCGAGCCCCACCUGCACCUCGCUCCCGCUGCCCGCGCCCCGCCGGCUGCUCCGCUCCCCCCGGCUCACUCGGGCGCUCCAGGGCCCCGACCCCGCGGCGUCCCCGCUCCGUUCUUCCCCCGCCCGGCUCAUCCCGCUCCCACCGGCGCCCCCGCCCACGUUACUCCGGCUCCGGCCGCGCCCCGCCCUUCCCGGCCCGGGGCUGCCCUCGCACCCGCAGCCAGCCACCCUGCGGCCGGCCGUCGCCCCCCGCCCUCCCACGCUGAGCCCCAGCUCGCCCUCGCCCCACGUGAGCCCGGCCCCCCACCCACUCGCCCCCCGGGGCCGCUCCAGCCCCGCCCCCCGGACCCCGGCCCCCGGCCCCCACCCCGCCGGGCGGGUCCCCGACCCCCGAAGCCCUUCCUCGGCAGCCCCGCGGCUCCUCACGCCGCCGGGAGCCCGCCCUGGGCAGCCGCCCCCCCACGGGGACCGCGGGCCACCCUCCCCAGGCCAACCCACUCCCCUGCACCGGGCCCUGCUCCACGCCCCGCCGGCUCCUGUCACCGGCGCCGGCACCGCCGAGACGACCAGCCGGCCCGCCGGCUCGCUCCCGAGCGGCCCCGCCAGGCGCGCGCCGCUCACCAGGGCCGAGGUGCCUGAGGCGCCGCCGCCGCCGAAGUCCCCGCUGCACAGCCCCGCGAAGCCUCCAACCGCUGCCGCCUCCCGCCUGGCACUGAGCGCCGCGCGGGGGAGGGCGCCCCCUCUGGUGGCGCCGGGGGGUGCGAGUGGGCUGCGGAGGAAGGCGGUAGCCGAGCCCACGCACCGCCCACCACGAGUCAACCCCCCGGGCCACGCCUCCGGGCGCCCCCGGGCCACGCCCGCCGCUCCUCAGAACCGGGAGGGGCGUUCUCAGAGCUCCGCCCCGCGGCCCGCCUGGCUCUGCGGGGCCGCGUCCCCCGGUCCUCAGAGAUUCUCGCAGAGCCCCUCAAAGCCGGAACCGCGGCGCCUCCGAGCCCCGCCCGCUGCCCCCGCGGCCCGCGGCCCGCCGCCCCGCCCACUGCUUCCGAACCGACCCGAAGGCGCCGCCAAGCCCCGCCCGCCGCCGGAAGCCCCACCCACGGGCCUGACCCGGCUCUCGGCCUCACAGGCCCCGCCCACUGCCCGGGUCGCCCGCGCACCGCCAGGCCCCGCCCCGAUUCUCCGACUCCCGCCUCCGGCUGCCGAGGCCCCGCCCCCGCCCGGGUGCAGCCGCCCGCCCGGCUCGCGAGGCCGCCUGCCUCCCCGCCCACCUCCCUGCGCCGUCCCGCGCGGCGUGCGGGGCUCCCGGGGGCCGCCCCUGCGCCGGCCGCACCGCUCGGCAGGGAGCGCCCCCCUCCACCCGGUUCCCAGGUGGGGAGCGGGGUCCCUCCCUUCCUUCUGCGGGCCGGAGUCACCCGUUCGCGUCACAGCUGGGCGGCCCCGGCCACAGAGCUGGGAUUCGAGCCCCAGCUGUGACGCUGUCAGACCGGGUGUCUUGGGCCAGUUCCCGUCACCCCCUGAUGGUUAG
This is a messenger RNA of Nyctereutes procyonoides (raccoon dog), 1710 nucleotides long. RefSeq names its product basic proline-rich protein-like. NCBI's taxonomy places the organism in Eukaryota, Metazoa, Chordata, Mammalia, Carnivora, Canidae. The record is from RefSeq and is a predicted model, not a curated record. The coding region runs from base 1 to 1710 and encodes 569 amino acids. The transcript is spliced from 4 exons.